Oryzias latipes (Japanese medaka) is the source of this 527-nucleotide messenger RNA. Its product is annotated as hemoglobin embryonic subunit alpha. Gene Ontology annotation, molecular function: oxygen carrier activity; haptoglobin binding; peroxidase activity. Lineage: Eukaryota; Metazoa; Chordata; Actinopteri; Beloniformes; Adrianichthyidae. The record is from RefSeq and is a predicted model, not a curated record. Gene Ontology annotation, cellular component: blood microparticle; hemoglobin complex; haptoglobin-hemoglobin complex. Gene Ontology annotation, biological process: hydrogen peroxide catabolic process; oxygen transport.
AUUUAUCGAAACCCUCAAACCCAAAAGAAGAUUGAAGAUGAGUCUCAGCGCGAAGGACAAGGCAGCAGUUAAGGCCUUCUGGGCCAAAGUGUCUGGACAGGCAGAUGCCAUUGGCUCAGAUGCUCUGUCUAGGAUGCUGGUGGUCUACCCCCAGACCAAGACCUACUUUGCCCACUGGAAGGACCUGAGCCCCGGCUCUGCCCCAGUAAAGAAGCACGGGAAGACUGUGAUGGGAGGAAUUGCUGAUGCUGUGGGCAAAAUCGAUGACAUUUCCUCAGGUCUGCUAAACCUCAGUGAACUUCAUGCCUUCACCCUGAGAGUGGACCCCACCAACUUUAAGAUUCUUUCUCACAACAUCCUUGUGGUUAUGGCCAUAAUGUUCCCCCAGGACUUCACUCCUGAGGUCCAUGUGGCUUUGGAUAAGUUCCUGGCUGCAGUGUCCCUGGCUCUGUCUGAGAAAUAUCGAUAAAAAGCAUAAAAAGAGCAGAAGCUGCUGCUAAAUAAAAAGACCAAAUCCAUGAAAAAUA